Molecule: messenger RNA, 3087 nt
Organism: Bufo gargarizans (Asiatic toad)
Lineage: Eukaryota; Metazoa; Chordata; Amphibia; Anura; Bufonidae
Gene: STIM1
Product: stromal interaction molecule 1
Exons: 13
Coding region: 271-2622 (783 amino acids)
Biological process (GO): intracellular calcium ion homeostasis; store-operated calcium entry; activation of store-operated calcium channel activity
Cellular component (GO): plasma membrane; endoplasmic reticulum
Molecular function (GO): calcium ion binding; protein binding; calcium channel regulator activity
Source: RefSeq, a predicted model, not a curated record
GUCUCCAUCGGGGGCGGGGCUUGUGGUGAGUCACAGGCCGGUGUGCGGUGGAGGUUGACGAGCCGCUCUGCCUUCUCUCCGGACCUCGGACUGCCGGCUGCGCCCCGGAGGAGGCGGCUGCUAUGGACUGGCCCCUGUGGACGCCGCUUGGCAUGACAUGGGCACAGCGCCCUCUGCUGAGCCGCUGAGCUACUGCCGCUGUUCAGAGGAGUGAAGUGCGAGCUCUUGGGCCCAGAGGUCUCGCUCCUGUACGUCACCAUCGCCGCGGACAUGGAUGUGUGGUCCCGCAUCGCGGUGUGGAUCCUGUGCGCCUCCCUCCUCCAGCACGGGCAGGCGGAGAAACCCGCGGCGACCCCGGCGGAGGAGUCCCUGCAGGAAGUGUUCUGCCGGAUCGACCAGCUGCUGUGCCAGCGGGAGGACGAGCUCCUGAGCUUCGAGGCGGUGGUCAGCAUCCACAAGCAGAUGGACGAUGACGCCAAUGGGAACGUGGACGUGGAGGAGAGCGACGAGUUUAUAAGAGAAGAUCUGAAUUACCACGACCCGACGGUGAAGCACAGCACCUUCCAUGGAGAGGACAAGCUGAUCAGCGUGGAGGACCUGUGGAACACGUGGAAGGUGUCAGAAGUGUAUAACUGGACGGCGGACGAGGUGGUUCAGUGGCUCAUCGCCUACGUGGAGCUUCCACAAUACGAGGAGGUGUUCCGGAAGCUGCAGCUGAGCGGCAGGGAUAUGCCCAGGUUAGCGAUAACGAACGCCACCAUGACGGGAACGCUGCUGAAGAUGACGGACCGCAGCCACCGGCAGAAGCUGCAGCUGAAGGCGCUGGACACGGUGCUGUUCGGACCCCCUCUGUUGACCCGCCAUAACCACCUCAAGGACUUCAUGCUGGUGGUCUCCAUCGUCAUCGGGGUGGGGGGCUGCUGGUUCGCCUACAUACAGAACCGCUACUCGAAAGAGCACAUGAAGAAGAUGAUGAAGGACCUGGACGGACUGCACCGGGCCGAGCAGAGCCUGCACGAUCUGCAGGAGAGACUCCAGAAGGCCCAGGAGGAGCACCGCACUGUGGAGGUGGAGAAGGUCCAUCUGGAGAAGAAGCUGCAGAAUGAGAUCAGUUUGGCCAAACAGGAGGCGCAGAGGCUGCGGGAGCUGCGAGAGGGAACGGAGAACGAGCUGAGCCGGCAGAAGUACGCCGAGCAGGAGCUGGAGCAGGUGCGCAUGGCUCUGAGGAACGCGGAGAAGGAGCUGGAGUCUCACAGUAAUUGGUCGGCCCCGGAGGCCUUACAGAAGUGGCUGCAGCUGACCCACGAGGUGGAGGUCACGUACUACAACAUCAAGAAGCAGAGCGCGGAGAAGCAGCUGAUGCUGGCCAAGGAAGGGGCAGAGAAGAUUAAGAAGAAGAGGAACACGUUAUUCGGGACCUUCCACGUGGCGCACUCCUCCUCGCUGGAUGACGUGGACCAUAAGAUCCUGUCUGCAAAGCAGGCCCUCAGUGAGGUGACCGCAGCGCUACGAGAGCGCUUGCACCGCUGGCACCAGAUUGAGAUGCUCUGCGGUUUCCAGAUUGUCAAUAACCCGGGUCUGCAUUCCCUGAUGACGUCCUUAAACAUGGACCCGGUUCUGAUGGGCGGGGCCCGGCCUGCACCCACCCACUUUAUCAUGAGUGACGACCUGGAUGACCUAGAUGAGGAGAUCAUCUCUCCGAUCAGCAUGCAGUACGCCGCCUGGCUCAUGGGACGCCGGUACAGCGAGCGCCCGUCCACCUGCUCCGAGGAUUCCGCCCUCUGGAAGUUUUCUGCGCCCUCGCUCCGCCACCGGCACACGGACUCGCCGCUCUCCACGCUGGGAUCGCAGAGGUUGGUAGAAGGUCACGUGGUCGGCCAGUCUGAGGCCAGCCCCCCGGUCAUGUACCGGCCCAGCAAAGUGUCGCUCCACCGUAUGCGCAGCCUUUCUCACGGACAGUCCUUCAGCUCCGAGCAUCAUCCUCCCGGCUCCUCCGGCACCACCGCCUGCCCCCCUCCCCCACCGCACGCCCUGCCCGUCUAUUUCCACCAGUCCACCACCUACUACCUGCAGAUGGACUCUCUGCCCGACCUGCCCCCGCCAGACCUCACCUCCGGGACACCGUGCGUUGGGGAGUUGAGUCGUUCAGAUUCGGAUUCUUCCAUCCCGUACAUGGGUGAUUCUCGUUUUGGAAAGAUCCCCAAAUCCUCGCUGUCUCAGCGAACCCUGGAAGAGCUGCCGUCCAGUAGCCAGACCCCCAACGGUGGGAACCGCCAGCUGGAACAGUCCAGCUCCGCGGGGGUCCUCCAGAGACUUUCCGACAGCCCCCAGCUGGAGAAGCUCAGUGAGAAGUCCUUCACCCUAGGAGAGAUCAGCACGGGCGGGAUGGGACAGCACCAUUCCGACUCUUCCCGAUCCCACAGCCCGAGCUCCACCGAUGCCGACACCCCGUCCCCUGGCACCGAGGCCAAGCACAACCACUCCAAGAGCACGCGGAUCCCACAGCUGGCCGCCAAGAAGAACCAGGGAGACGAGGACAGCGGGUCUACGGGCGAGGACAACGACCCCAACUCCGGCAAGAAGAAGCUGACGCUCAGUCUCUUUAAGAAGCCAAAGAAAUAGAGACUUGGUGUGGUCUGCGAGAGCGAAGGAAGAUGGCGGGUGCAGAGAGGAGCGCUGUCACCCCCUCAUUACAUGCAGGACAGAGGAGGCUGCGAGGUGGGAGCCAGGACCGGAUGCUUCUCCCACUCCUCCCCCCGGAGCAGACCUUGCACGUAGCGUCCGUGGUGGGGGGGGCCGGAGGGCACAGGCUGCUCAUCCUCGUGUAUUUCGGGGCUGAUCGCACUCGCCCCCCUUUGCCUCUCCCGCUUUGCUAUGCAUGGCUUUCGGGAACCUUUCCUCCCUUUGCCACUGAAAAAAACUGAUAACCCCCUGAGGAGGGUGUAGGUAGGUUUUUACUUGGGUGUAGGUGGUGAGUUUUAUUUGGCGGGGGAUGUUUGUAUGACGUUUUCUUCUGUAUUCUUUGCUUCUGAUGGGCAUGCCGAAAAAACAACACAAUAAAAUAUAUAUAUAUAGAAAAAACUGAAA